Molecule: messenger RNA, 1709 nt
Organism: Panicum hallii
Lineage: Eukaryota; Viridiplantae; Streptophyta; Magnoliopsida; Poales; Poaceae
Product: NAC domain-containing protein 92-like
Exons: 3
Coding region: 459-1424 (321 amino acids)
Biological process (GO): regulation of DNA-templated transcription
Molecular function (GO): DNA binding
Source: RefSeq, a predicted model, not a curated record
GGCUUACUGCCACUUCCCCUUCUCUCCCCUCUCUCUUCUCAAUACGCUACUCCCCCUUGCUCUGAAAGUAUUUUCUUUCUCCUCUAAGAACUUCUUCAGUGUUCUAUCAACAUACUGAGUACUUCUACUUGCACCUAUUAAAAGUUCAGAUGCUUUUUCUUUCUGAUUGCCCUGCCAUGUACUUUUUGAUCCAUUUUUUAUGCUCCGCCGAUCUGUUUUGUUGCAGAGGUGUUGUGCUAUGGACGUCUUCUUUGGCGAUUUGUUUUGUUCAAGUGGUGUUUUGGAUUUUGAUUAGUACUGGAGCUUUUCGUUGAUACCUCGUCUCUGAAUGAUCACCUGCCGCCGUGCUAGUUUUAUGCGAAUUUUCCGUGUAUAAAUGUCUCAGGACAGCGGCGGCGUUUGGCGCAACAGCAGGGACGCCAGCUCCGCGACGGAGCAGGAUCGAGUUGCACCGGCCCAUGGAGCUGCCCCCGGGCUUCCGCUUCCACCCCACCGACGAGGAGCUCAUCACGCACUACCUCGCCCGCAAGGUCGCCGACACCCGCUUCGCGGCGCUCGCCGUCGGCGAGGCCGACCUCAACAAGUCCGAGCCCUGGGACCUGCCGUCGCUGGCGAAGAUGGGGGAGAAGGAGUGGUACUUCUUCUGCCUCAAGGACCGCAAGUACCCGACGGGGCUGAGGACGAACCGGGCCACGGAGGCCGGGUACUGGAAGGCCACGGGCAAGGACAAGGACAUCUUCAGGGGCAAGGCCCUCGUCGGCUCCAAGAAGACGCUCGUCUUCUACACGGGGAGGGCGCCCAAGGGCGAGAAGUCCGGCUGGGUCAUGCACGAGUACCGCCUCCACGGCAAGCUCCCCGGCGCCGUGCCCAGGACCGCAUCGGCCAAGAACGAGUGGGUUCUGUGCAGGGUGUUCAAGAAGAGCCUUGUCGCAGGUGUGGCGCCAGCAGCCAAACGGGGCGCCAUGGAGAUGGACGACAUAGCAUCCAUCUCCCACCUCCCUCCGCUGAUGGACGUGUCCUCCGGCGCCGCCGCCGUCGGAUGCAACCCUGCGGCGGCACACGUGACCUGCUUCUCCAACGCGCUGGAGGGCCAGUUCUUCAACCAGACGGCGCCGCCGCAAGCCGCCGCCUCCGCGACGGACCACCUCGGCCUCGCCUCCUCCUCGCCGUUCCUGUCCAGCUUCACGCAGUACGGGCCGCUGCACCACGGCGGGGUGAGCCUGGUGCAGCUGCUGGAGAGCAGCGGGUACGGCGGCGGCGGCGACCUCCCCGACAUGCCCAAGCAGCAGCAGCAGCAGCAGGGGGGCGGCGAGCGGGAGCGGCUGAGCGCGUCGCAGGACACGGGGCUCACCUCCGACGCGCACCCCGAGAUCUCCUCCUCCUCCGGCCAACGAUUCGACACCGAGCAGCUCUGGGGCUACUAAAGCAGCACAAGCUUCUUCACGCACCACGUUAAUGGCGGCGAUUAGUAUAGAGCGCUACUGUAAAUAAGCAUCUGUUGGUGAUCGGUCUUCGUGGCGUGCAUCGAGCUAUGCGUUCCAAUUAUUUGUUCGUGUGAUUGUAGUUAGCCGAUUUGGGGGUGUAGUUAGCAUUUGUGUAAACACGAUUUGGUGCAACAUUUCCAUGGUUAAUGAUUGAUGCCAAGCUAUCGACGGCUACCUCCAGUAGCCGCGAUAGUUCGUUAGGCUUAUCUGGUUUGUUUGUGAAAA